UAUAUACCAUCCGUGUUCACAUUUGGUGGGUGGGUGGGUGGAUGGUCUUGACUUCUCCGUCCGUCUAAAUUCCUCUUCUUAAUCUUUUUUCGAGCGCCUCCGUCGAUCGGUCCGUCGAACUGAGACUUUGGUUUAUUUUUCCAUUGUAUGAAUAGCCAACCGGCCGCCGCCGCCGCCGCUGUCGAAGACGACUUCUCCUUCUACAUCUCCUUCUUUCAGGAUUCGACCUCCGGCUCCGCUGCUACGCCCAAGGCGGGUUCCGAUAUGCCCAAGGGCGGGCGGAAGCGGGAGGCGGGCGGUAGCGACGCCUCCGACGAGAGGCGGAGGAAGAAGCGGAAGUCAAUCGCGACUCUGCUGACCUCCAUCGCCGCUAUAGACGCGCAGGAGGAGACCGAGCGGCGCGAAUCGGAUGUGGCCUCCAGCCGGGAAUUAUCCCUCCUCGAGGAGAAUCACCAGCGGAAGAGCGAGGCGAUGCUCGAUUCCUACUCCCGCAUCCAGGACAAUUUCUCCGCUGUCGAGGACGAAGCGGAUACCCUUCGAUCGAAGCACGCCCGCCUGGUUUCGUCCGCCGUCGCCGUCGCCGCUGCGGCUACUGCUUCCGCGGAGGGAGACGCCGGCUCCAGCGCUCCCGCUGCUGGAGGAGCGGGCGGCCACCAUCAGAGGCGUCUUUGGGUGAAGGAUCGGUCGCGAGCAUGGUGGGAUCAGUGCAAUCACCCUAACUUCCCCGAGACCGAGUUCCGGAAGGCUUUUCGGAUGGGGCGUGCCACGUUCGACAUGAUCUGCGACGAGCUUGGCUCUGCGGUGGCGAAGGAGGACACGAUGCUCCGAGCCGCGAUCCCUGUCCGGCAGCGGGUGGCGGUUUGCAUCUGGCGGUUGGCCACCGGCGAACCGCUUCGCCUCGUCUCGAAACGGUUCGGGCUUGGCAUCUCCACCUGCCACAAGCUCGUACUCGAGGUGUGCACCGCAAUCAAGACCCUGCUCAUGCCGCGCUUCCUCCAGUGGCCCGACGAGCCUGCUGCCCCUGAUGUAAAAUCCCGCUUCGAGAGCAUCUCCGGCAUCCCCAAUGUGAUUGGAUCCAUGUACACCACCCACAUCCCGAUCAUCGCCCCCAAAAUUAGCGUGGCUGCCUACUUCAAUCGCCGGCACACGGAGCGAAAUCAAAAGACCUCCUACUCGAUCACCGUCCAAGGGGUCGUAAAUCCAGAUGGGGUUUUCACGGACGUCUGCAUCGGCUGGCCAGGUUCGAUGCCCGAUGACCAAGUGCUCGAGAAAUCGGCUCUGCACCAGAGGGCCGCCGCAGGGAUGCUCAAGAACACAUGGAUUGUAGGGAGCUCAGGUUAUCCUCUGACGGACUGGGUCCUGGUGCCAUACACCCACCAAAACCUGACCUGGACGCAGCACGCCUUCAACGAGAAGAUUGGGGAGGUGCAGCGUAUUGCUCGAGAAGCCUUCGCGAGGUUGAAGGGACGGUGGACAUGCUUGCAGAAGCGAACUGAAGUGAAGCUACAGGAUUUGCCAGUCGUUAUUGGUGCUUGCUGCGUGCUACACAAUAUCUGCGAGCUAAGGAAAGAGGAGAUGGAGCCGGAUCUCAGAUACGAACUGGUGGACGAUGAGAUGGUGCCAGAUAACAGCAUUCGAUCGGUGACUGCAUCGCAGGCCAGGGAGAACAUUGCCCAUAAUCUAUUGCAUCAUGGCCUCGCGGGCACAGCUUUCUUUUAGUUUUAUGAAAUGGAAAUUCAUUCGUUGGUUAUCCUUUGGGCUAUUUUGUUGGUAGGAAUGUAAAGCAAAAUUGGUUGUGUGGAAUGACUACCAGGUUUUGGUCUUAGAUUAGGGCUGUUUAGACAGAAAGACAGACAGUGGGAAACAAUUUACAGCGCAAAAGAGGGUUUUGUUGUUUAGAUACUUUUCAAAAACUAAAGAUUGAUUGUUAUUCUUUGGGAUUAA
Molecule: messenger RNA, 1944 nt
Organism: Zingiber officinale
Lineage: Eukaryota; Viridiplantae; Streptophyta; Magnoliopsida; Zingiberales; Zingiberaceae
Product: protein ALP1-like
Exons: 1
Coding region: 148-1719 (523 amino acids)
Source: RefSeq, a predicted model, not a curated record